This is a messenger RNA of Sphaeramia orbicularis (orbiculate cardinalfish), 1773 nucleotides long. Its product is annotated as major histocompatibility complex class I-related gene protein-like. The coding region runs from base 66 to 1124 and encodes 352 amino acids. Gene Ontology annotation, biological process: immune response. The record is from RefSeq and is a predicted model, not a curated record. The transcript is spliced from 6 exons. NCBI's taxonomy places the organism in Eukaryota, Metazoa, Chordata, Actinopteri, Kurtiformes, Apogonidae. Gene Ontology annotation, cellular component: external side of plasma membrane.
CUUCAUAAUCACUGUAAGCACUUCAACACAAACCCUCUGAUCACAAACAGAAGCUUCCAAAUACAAUGAUGACAAAAAUGUAUUUUUUUCUCCUCAUCUGCCAUGCUGCUUCCUCUGCGAAGCACUCCUUGGUGUAUCGCACUAUAUCAUAUACUGGAGUCUCAAACUUCCCAGAGUUUCAAGCUGUGAAACUGGUCAGUAAUGUGAAAGUGGCAUACUGUGACAACAACAUAAUGACAACAGUAAUCACAGAGGACUGGAUGAAAAAAUAUAUGGAAGAUCAUCCAGACAUCUUACAGCUUCACAAUAAAAGGUGUAUUUUCAGUUACAUGACUUUUGGAAGAAUCAUUGAUGAUGUGAUUCAUUCCUUAAACCUAACUGAAGAUGCACACGUUUUUCAGUCCUUAAUUUCCUGUGAAUGGGAGACACAGAUCAGAGAAAUGAACUGCUUUGGACAGUUGGGGUUUGAUGGAAAAGACUUUUUGACUUAUGACCUGAAUACUAAAAAACUGUGUGUUUCGGUGCCACGGUUCCACAAACAUAAGAUUCCAGAUUAUGACCAAAAAGACUACAGCUUUACAGUGGAUAAUCUUGUCCCUUAUCUCCUGAAAGAGUAUGUGGAAUAUGCAAACAGUUCUUUACCCAAAACAGAGUUUCUCUCAGUGUCUCUCCUCCAGACGUCUCCAUCCUCUCCAGUCACCUGCCAUGCUACAGGUUUCUACCCUCACAGAGCCGUGAUGUUCUGGAGGAAAGAUGGAGAGGAGGUUCAUGAAGGUGUGGAACAUGGUGAGAUCCUCCCCAACAACGAUGGAACCUUCCAGAUGAGUGUUGACCUGAAUGUUUCAUCCAUCACACCAGAGGACUGGGGGAGGUUCGACUGUGUGUUUCAACUCGCUGAUGAGAAAAACGACAUUGUCACCAGACUGGACACUGCAGUGAUCAGGACCAAUGGGAUCAGAUAUGAUAGAGGCUCCAGGGUUGUUGUUGGACUGCUGCUCCUCAUCUUCUGCAUCGUUGGGCUCGUCAUCUGGAGAAGAAAGAACACUAUGACACAACAAUGGGUUCAGGGACUUGUCACUCGUAAGUAUUAUACAACUUCCUUAAGAUGCAAAUGUAAUGUAUAACACAGAUGGACAACACUGUACUUCACUUUUUAACCAUUUGUCUUAAUAGGAUAACAACAAAAACAGGAAAAGGAAUAAACAGACAGAGCUGUUUGUGGCCUCUGGUACGAAUGAAAUUCAACCAACAUGAUCUCGAACAGACUCAUCAGUACAUAAGGAUAAUGUACAUUUGGUUUGUGACCACCAUAGAUGGCACAUGAGUAUGUGGAGCAGGUCCAGGAUCAGCUCUCAUAAGCACUUUUAAGUGGGUUACAGUCUAUAUUUCCUUAAUGUGGCAAUAUUGGGGUUGACAUGUCACAUUUGGGGCAUUUAGGAGAAGGUAACACAGAUGAGGUGAGGGGAUAUUGGUACUAAGAGUCGACAACCAGGGAGUAACAGGGGUAUAGAUGGAAUGCAGAAUUCAUUUUCUAAAGGGGCUGAGGGGUUGUUACAACAUUCAACAUUGGUCUUGUAUGUAUGUGAGAAAAAGCCUUGACAUAUUGUUAAUAUUUCAGAAUUGAUUGUGUUUUGUAGAGUAUUGGUGAUGGUGUCUGUGCAAUACAGAUAAAUUGAUGUAACAAAACUCUCCAGAAGGUUCACAAUCUUUAAUGUCUGCUUGAUCUCGAAGUUUAUUAUAAUUAAUCUCUGUGAUCAUUUCAUACCUGAUCAA